AUGGAAGUCUGCAACAUAAUGGGAUGGAAUGGUAGGGGUCUGAAUAAAAGGGAUAAGCAGAGAUCGGUUUUGGAUGUGCUUAGAGAGAAUAAAGUAGGGCUUGGUGCUCUUCUAGAAACUAAAAUAGAGCAUGACAAGGUUAAAGAGGUUGUGACUACUAGUUUUCCCAACUGGGAGUUCUACUCGAGUUCUGUUAUUAGUAAAAGAAUAAUUCUGGUUUGGCAAGCGAAAUUUGUUCAUGUUGAGAUCAUAGAGGAGGAUUUCCAAUUUGUCCACAGCAGGGUGAAAGUGAUAGGCUUGGGGGAGGAAUUUUACUUCACUGCAGUCUAUGGCAGUAAUUCGGCUUUGGAAAGGAGGUCUCUUUUUGAGAAGUUGGCAGGAAUAGGGAUGGUUAAUAAGCCUUGGUUAAUCCUUGGAGACUUUAAUGCGAUGUUCUGUUUUCAAGAUAGGAAUGGAGGCAAAGUGGAUGAGAUCAAAAGCUCAGGAUCUUACUUCACUUGGUCUACCAAGCAUGAUCUUGGGUCUAGAAUUUUCUCAAAGCUUGAUAGAGUUCUUCUUAAUGAAGAUUGGAUGGACCAUUUCCCCGACAAUGAAGCUUGCUUUAAAUGGGAGUGCAUUUCAGAUCAUAGCUUUUGCAUUGUCAAAAACAACAGAAUCGGUAGUGUGGGUGUGAGACCUUUUAGAUUCUGCAAUCACUGGGCUUUACAUAGUAAAUUCAGAGAGAGAACUCUAAGCAGCUGGUUCAAUUCUUUUGAUACUAAGAACACUGCCGGUUUAGUGAAGAAAUUACUGAGAGUGAAGCAUAUUUUGAAGAAGUUCAAUAGGGAGGAGGCAGGAGAUAUUGAGCAGCGAUAUAAUCAUUGCAAAGAUGAGUUUAUCUUAGCUCAGGAUAAUCUAGCCAGAGAACCGAACAACAACAUCCUGCUUCAAGAAGAGAAAGUGAAAAGUCUUGAGUAUGUUGCAGCCUUGAAACAAUACUCUGUUUUUCUUCGGCAACAGAGUAAAGUGUCUUGGUUACAGAAUGGUGAUGAUAAUACCAGGUAUUUUCACUCCUUUUUGAAGAAAAGAAGAUUAGAAAAUAGAAUCACUACCUUUGAGAGGAAUGGGAUGAUUGUUGAUGAUUAUAACCAAGUUGUAGAGCAUUUUCUUAACCAUUUCAGAAAUUUUAUGGGAAAGAAAAGUUCUGCAACUAAAAGGCUGGAUAAACAUUGUAUUAAUCAGGGGCCGGUCCUUUCUAUUGAGCAACAACUUAGACUGAUAAGACCAUUCAAAGAGAAAGAUGUGAAGCAGGAUAUUGGACAUGAUGUUUCUACGGCUAUUCUUAAUUUCUUUGAGGAGGGCAUUAUGCCAACCUCACUGAAGGAUGCAGUCAUCACUCUUAUCCUGAAGACCCAAGAGCCAAAGGAUGCUAGUGACUAUAGGCCUAUUGCUUGCUGUAAUACUGUGUAUAAAUGUAUUUCCAAGAUGAUUUGUUCUAGAUUGACAGAAGUUCUUCCUAGUCUUGUGAAUGACAACCAGGGAGCUUUCGUCAAAAAUCGUUUGCUUGCCCACAACAUUAUGAUUUUCCAAGAUCUCCUUAAAGGAUACACAAGGAAAAACAUUUAUGCUCGGUGCAUAAUGAAGAUUGAUUUGAGUAAGGCCUACGAUACUGUCGACUGGCAAUUUGUGGAAGACCUCCUAAACAGCUUAUGCUUUCCCUCGAGAUUCAUUCAUUGGUUGCUUGUUUGUCUUAGAGGUACUACUUACUUCCUUUUGCUUAAUGGUAGAAUUCAAGGUUCCUUUAAAGACGAUCUCAUUAUUUUUUGUAAGGGAAAUAUGAAUUCUGUGGAGUUAGUCAAUGAAGCUUUUCAAGAUUUCAGCCAAGCGACUGGGAGUAAGCUGCAUAUGCCAUCAUGGGAAAAAGUUUGUCUCCCUAAACAGUUCGGUGGUAUUGGUUUCAGAGAGGGGAAGAAAUGGAACAUGGCGAGGGUUGCCAAACACUUGUGGGCGAUUUUGAGCAAGCAAGAUAAUCUUUGGGUGAAAUGGAUCAACUCCAUUUACUUAAAGAAUCAGGACGCGUGGUCUUGCCCGAUAAAACCAGACCUGAGUUGGUACUUCAAGAAGCUUUUGAAGAUUAGAAAUGUGACGAAUGCAAACAUGGUGAACCAGGCGGUGAAAGGUAAUAAAUUCAAAGUGAACAGGUUUUAUAAUGAGUUGAUUGGACCUAUUAGAACUCCCUAUACUGCUACUGUUUGGCAUAAAUAUAUUGUUCCUAAACACAGGUUCAUGUUUUGGCAAAUCAUAAAUGAAAACCUGCUCACCCGUGAUCACUUGAGCAGAUUUUUUCCCAUUCAUUCAGGGCUGUGUUUGGUCUGUGAUGAUGCUCCGGAAUCCCAUAAUCAUCUAUUUUUUGAAUGCAUCUUCACAAGGAAUCUCAUUGUGUUUGUAGAAAAAUGGGCUGGGCAGAUGCGUUGGCCGAAAAACAUCUCAGAACUUCAUGACCAGGUUCUUCCAGCUAAAGUUAACUUAGCUUCUAAAAUCAUGAAUGCCAUUACUGCUGCUGCCUUGUAUUUACUGUGGAAGAAUAGAAAUGACUGCUUGUUUAAUAUGGUUUGUAAUUCAGUUGCUUCACUUAGCAAAGAGAUUAAGAGUGUUGUUAAGGCUAGAGUUCUUGGGCUUUUUUGUACUAGUCAAAAGAAGAAAGAUCAAUAUGUGUUGAGGUUACUCAAUAGUUGGUAG
Messenger RNA from Cannabis sativa, 2718 nucleotides. RefSeq lists its product as uncharacterized. The transcript is spliced from 5 exons. Bases 1 to 2718 code for a protein of 905 amino acids. The record is from RefSeq and is a predicted model, not a curated record. Lineage: Eukaryota; Viridiplantae; Streptophyta; Magnoliopsida; Rosales; Cannabaceae.